Molecule: messenger RNA, 1230 nt
Organism: Lathyrus oleraceus (garden pea)
Lineage: Eukaryota; Viridiplantae; Streptophyta; Magnoliopsida; Fabales; Fabaceae
Product: F-box/FBD/LRR-repeat protein At5g56420
Exons: 1
Coding region: 1-1230 (409 amino acids)
Molecular function (GO): protein binding
Source: RefSeq, a predicted model, not a curated record
AUGGAAGGACAAACAGAUGGUGACACAGACACAGACAGAGACAGACUCAGUGAUCUACCUGACCAUCUUCUUCUACGUAUAAUUGAAUUGAUCGACGUUAAACUUUCUGUCCAGACUUGUGUUUUGGCUAAACGAUGGAAGGACCUUUGGAAAAGUCUAGCUAAUCUCAACUUGCUAUACUUCUCCAGUGACAAUAGUCACAUUUUCAACAAGUUUGUUUCUCGUAUUCUGUCUGGUCGUGACGAUUCUGUUUCCCUUCAUAGCCUAAAUUAUGUGCAUGUAGAUGUGGUAGACCCCCCUAAAGCCACACUUUUUGAAGCCAUGCAAUAUGCUGCAUCACAUAAUGUGAAGCAACUCCGAGUCGUUUUUUGCACAUGGAGCCCCACAGGGUAUCCUGACUUGUCCCCUCCCGUAGAGUCUCUUGAGUGGCCCCCUUCCCUCUUUUAUUGCCGCACUUUGACAUUUCUUGAGCUUGACCUUCGGCACCCAUUUUUGUCCGAUAACAUUGGUAAGAGAAUGUUUCCAAAGUCUUUGAACUUGCCGGUACUGAAAACCUUGUUUCUUCUGAAUCUUACCUUCGCUACAAAUGAAAAUGGUUAUGCUGAGCCCUUUUCAUCUUUUAACAUGUUGACUACUUUGCUCAUUAGGGGUUGUUAUCUACAGGAUGAUGCCCAAGCCCUCUGGAUAUCCAAUUCCAACGUUACUAGAUUGACCGCAGGUGGUUCAAGAAUGAUCGAACAAGCUGACAAUUACAAAUAUCUGUUUUUUACUCCAAAACUUAUUUCUCUCACUAUCACCGACCGUCCUAACUUCCUAGCCCCUUGUGCAGAGAAUUUACCUUUUCUAACUGAGUUAAAGAUUGAUUACGUUUUUUUUUCUAAAACCUAUGAAGAUUUCGUCCUGAAAAGUUGGCUGUCCUUGCUUGCUAAUGUCAGUAUAAUUACUCUCGGUUUCGAUACCCUUGUGAAGAUAAUUAGGGUAAGUUACUUUAGUGUCCAGUUGGUUGAAAAUAAUGGUUCAACCACAAUUCUACACCCUUGCUUUGCUAGAUUGAAAUCAUUGAACGUGAAAAUGGAUUCAAGGGUUACGGCACCUAUUAAGAGAGUAAUAGAAAUGAUAGGAGAUGUACUUAUAAAUUCUCCACUGAUUGAAGUAUUUAUAUUUAGGACUGGAAACAGAGACCAGAGUAAGGAGUUAAAAGAGUGCAUCAGAAAUGAAUUAGAAGCAUGA